GAAGGACCCUCAAAGGGAAAAGGCAUUGACCCCCAGAACUGGGGUAGCGCUGAUCUGGAAGAGUCUGAAGUGGACCCAGAGGCCCAGCGAGAAGCCUUGGCCACCUGGGCAAGGUCGAGAACCUGGGCUAAUGAGGGGUCUGCAAGACAGACAGAUUCAGACAAUGAGCCAGCGGAUCCUGUUAAAGCAGCCAUCAAAGCUACGGAACAACGGAUGACUGAACGAAUCGCCGAGGAAUCCGAGAUUCGCCAUCCCGUGAGGGAAAUGGUUGAGAAGGCUGCAAGCCAGCCCUCUAAGAAACAAGGACAGAGGGAAACCCCUCCCACCAUGGACGCGGCGGCCCAGAUAGCACCCAAGAGCUACUUGGGUCGAGCGUUUGAGAAAAUAACUCAUAAAAAGAGGAAAGAAUCGAAACCUAGUCGAUCCCAGUUCCCAGAUGACCCAUCCAGUAGCUCUUCCGAAUCCUCUACCUCUCAGUCGUCCUCAAGUGAGUCGUCGAGUGAGAGCUCAUCCAGCGCCAGCGAUGGAGAAAAACGAGUGUCUAAGAAGCAUCGUAAGAGCAAAAAACGAAAAUCCAAACGAAAAAGCACAUUAAGACCCAUUCCCCCAAAGGAGUAUGAUGGGGCCGUUGAUCCUAGAGCCUUCCACCGUUUCAUAACGGAAGGGACAGCAUAUGUAGAGGAUGGAAAUGUACCGCGAGGGAGACGAGUCUUCGUCCUAUCCUAUUACCUGAAGGGGAAGGCGCACGAUUUCUAUGUCAGACAAGUGUCAGACCGGCCAGGUGACUGGAAGUUGAAGGAAUUCUUUACCGAAUUAUUCAACUACUGUUUCCCGCUCGACUUUCGAACUAAGCAGUGA
Messenger RNA from Suillus plorans, 858 nucleotides. RefSeq lists its product as uncharacterized. The record is from RefSeq and is a predicted model, not a curated record. The transcript has 2 exons. NCBI's taxonomy places the organism in Eukaryota, Fungi, Basidiomycota, Agaricomycetes, Boletales, Suillaceae. The annotation marks the transcript as partial.